UCGGUAUUCUACGCCGACAAGAAGUACGGUACGGUACCGUACUUGUGGUUCGAAACUACACCAGAGCCCCAGACCCUUAUUAUUGUUCAUUUUCUAUUUAUUUGGUGAGUUUUGAAUGGUUAACAUGUUGAUUAACUGAUGUCACACAUGACUGCAGGAAUUUAUUUACGGUACCGGUAAUUCAUUACUACUGACAGACUGAUUAAUACCGUAUAAGACAUAGUCCAGUAGUCUAGGCAGUAGGUCUAGUUGCAGAGUUGAUGAGUUAAAUACUGAAAUAGAAAGUACGGUACCCGGUAUCUAUCGACGUGAUACACUGAUUAUCAGUGUAUCAGUGACUGAUAGGACACCAUUUUCCGAUUUUCUGAAUCAUAUCACUGUAUCAUUUCUGCAUUCGGAUAUUGUGAGAAAAGAUGACUGCUUGUCCUCCUCCUGCUGUAUCCAGACUGGAUGUUGUAGAAGAAGAUGAGGAUUUAUUACAAGAGUCAUCUGUCAAAAAAAAUCUGCAAAGUGCAUUUGAUACACCUGUCGUUGUUAAGAAAAGAAUAUCUCGCCUCAGCCAGAAUUUUCAGCAACUGCCAGUGGAAUAUAUGAAAGUUUUCCUUCGGCUUCGACCUUUCACAGAAAAAGAAUUGAAAGAAAAUGAAGACCAGAGAACUAUGCGGAUUUCUGAUGACCGACAUGUUCUUACGGCAAUGGCACCAAAAGAUUCCAAAACAUUUAAAACAAGCAGCAGAGGUAUUGGUGAACCUGUCAGACAUUUCACUUUCACAAAGAUAUUUGAUCAAGCCACAAGUCAAAAGGAAUUCUACAGGGAGACAUCACAUCCUCUUGUCCAGGAUUUCAUUGAUGGCAACAAUGCACUGAUAUUUACAUAUGGAGUAACCAAUGCUGGUAAAACCUACACACUACAGGGGUCACAAGGAAAUGAAGGAAUCAUCCCGCAAGCUAUUGAUGUCUUGUUCAAUAAUGUAGGAGAUAAAAUUAUGAAGGAUGUUAAAUUUAAACCAAAAAUGGCUCACAAUCUACGCUUUCUAACUGAAGAAGAACAGGUUUCACAAAAUAAAAUUAAAGAAGAAGUUUUAUCUAUGGCUGCUGAGUCGAGAGCUUCUUUUGGUCAAGAUAGUUUGGAAUCAUCAGCAGCAACAGAAAUGACAGAUACAUCUGCAGAAGAAACUUUGUUGAGUACAUCAAGGUAUCCAAGUAUGGAAGGCUCAUCUACAAUACCAUCAGAACAAAUCCAUGGGCCUGUAAAGUAUGCAAUUUUUGUAUCAUUCGUGGAAGUUUACAGGGAGUUAACAUACGAUCUUCUCACUGCAUAUCCAAAAGAGAAGAAACAAACGAGGCCUGUACUUGUCAUUUCUGAUGAUGGAAAAGGAGCUUCUUAUGUGAAGGGAAUGAGAGAAAUUCAAGUGAAUUCACCGGAAGAAGUUAUGAAGAUAUUAGAAGUUGGACAAAGAAAUCUUCAUGUUGCAGCUACUAACUUGAAUAAGGACUCCAGUAGAAGCCAUUGUAUAUUCACUAUAACAUUGGUACAAGUUAUGGAUAUUCCAGAUCCUACUGGAGGCAGAGUGUCCAAGAUUUCUUUUUGCGAUCUUGCUGGUUCGGAGCGAGCUAACAAAACAAAAGAAGUUGGUGACAGAUUGAAAGAAGCUGGAAAAAUUAACACAUCACUUAUGAAACUGGGAAUGUGUAUUGAAGCUUUGAGGCAUAAUCAACAAUAUAAAGACGAUAAACAAAAACAGAGAGCUGUUUCAUUUCGUGAUUCCAAGCUUACAAGAUUAUUCCGAAGUUAUCUUUUGGGAGAAGGUCGUGCAUGCAUGAUAGUCAAUGCCAAUAUGUGUGCAUCUGGAUUUGAUGAAACUGCUCAUGUGCUCAAGUUUUCUGCCAUAGCUAAAGAGGUUCAAAUAAUCAACAAACCAAAACCAAAAAUAAAGUCCAGAGCUACAUUGUUUGAGGAGAAGUUCGAAUCUGCAAUGGAAGCAGUUAAGAGACCUCGAAAUACAAUUGCCUGGGAAAGAAAACUUACUCCUGUCAAAGAUCUCAAUGAGAAUCCCGAAGAAGAAGAAGAAGAAGAGGAAGAUGAAAUAUAUGAAGAAUCUGAAGAUUAUGAAUCUGAUUCUGAAGAUGAAGAUAAUAAAGAAGAAAGAGAUGUAGCUUAUUGGAAAAAUAGAGAGAAAAAGUUCAUUGAAUUGAUUGAAAUGAUGAAGAAAGCUGUGAGUCAGGAACAGAAGAACAGUAAAAAGAGAGAAGCUGAAAUACGAAGACACGUCGUUCAACAAAUGCAAAAUCAGAUUGUUCAAAUUGAAAACAGUCAUGAAGAACAAAUUGAAGAUACUAUAAGUCUUCUACAGGUGGAACAAGAAAAGAGACUUGGAAUUGUGAAAGAUGUAGUGACAGAAGAUAUCAGGAAAUUAAAGGAAAGAUUAGAUAAAAAGUAUUGGGAUGUCGUUACAAAAAAUACCAAUAUGGAACAAGAACUAGCGGAAUGCAAAGAACAGCUCAAAUCGAAAACCACUGAGCUCCAGAGUGUUGAAGACAAGGUAACAGCAACUGAUUUGCAAAUCAACAUGUUACAGAUGGAUUUGGAGAAAAAGGAAAAAGAAAUUGUGACACUUAAAAAUCGUCACCGUAGAAGUUCAAGUCGCUACUCGUCAAUGGAUAAAGAACAAUUUAUUUUGGAUCUAGAGAAAGAAAACGAAGAAGGUCGAUUUCUCAUAAAGCAACUCAUGGAGGAAGUGGAUGAGCAUAGAUCAAAAGUAGAGGAGGAACAGGAAGAGAAUAACAAAUUGAAUGAAAGUUUAAAAGCGGCAAACAAGAAAAUUGAGCAAUUACUUAGUCAAGAUCAAGAAUCAAAAGGAAGUGAUAUAGAUACAGGAGAACUUGAGAGGUUGAAAAAAGAACACCAAAGUCUUCAGGAAAAAAUGGUCAUUUUGGAAGAAAAAUCUGUGCAACUUUGUACGAAAUUGGAACUUAGGAAUGAAUCGGCUGCUGAAGACAAUGUUCUUGGGAACACUGAAUACUUACUUAAACAUUUACCUGAAUGGAUGGAUAGUAAUCAAGAAACAAUUUCACAUUUAACAUCUGAAGUAGAGUCGGAAAAAUCUGAGAAAUUGCAGAUCAAAUCCCUUCAUGACGAACUUGCUCAAAAAGUUGUCGAACAGGAUGAAUAUGUUAAACAAAUAGAACAGAUCAAAGCAGAUUUCACCAAACAGAAAGAACAAAUAGAAGUUGUUCACUGUGAAGAAAUGCAAAAAACGGAGAACGAGAGGAAAAUGGCAAAAGAUGAAUUUCAGUCGAAAAUAGAAAGUUUGAAAGAAAAGUUGAAUAAAGCAGAAAGUGAUUUGUCAGCAUAUUCUGAUGCAAAGAAGAAAAUCACUGAGUUGGAAAAUGAAUCCCUUGAAUCAAAGAAAUUUGAACAACAACUUAUGAAGGAGACUGAUCGCCUUCAUGCAGAAGUGAAGAAAUUAAAGAAAGAGAACUCUGAAGUUAAGCAAAAUUCAAUGAAAAGAACUUCUGAUGCUUCAGAGUUAAAACAAGAUGUUGCUAUAUUAACCCAAGAUAGAAAUGAUUUGCUGACUCGUGUUGAGGAUUUACAAAAACAUCUUGCUGAUACUAAAAAGGAGAAGCAGACACUCGAGGAAGAGUUGAGAGAAAACCUUGCCAAUACCACCACAGUACAACUUAAUACUGAGUUAUCUGUCCUGAAAAACACAGUAGCAGAAAAAGAGGCUUCAAUACAAAGACUAGAUUCGGAAAAACAUGAAUUGUCAACAAAAUUCACAAGUUUGGAGGAAGAAAUGGCUAGCUUUCAAAGAAAAGUUGAUGAUACACAAAAAGGGAUGAAAAUGGAAAAUGAAAAACUACAAAGAGAAAUUGAAGAUGUUAAAAAAUCGAAAAGCAAGUUAGAAUUAGACCUGGAAGAACGCGGGAAUCAAUCAGAUAAAUUACAGCAAAAUGUUGACAAUCUUAGAACUGAGCAUGACAACAUGACAAAUGAGCUAAAUGAUUUGAAGAAGAUUUUGGAUGAGAAGGAAAAGGAAAAGAAAUCAAUAGAAAAUGUUAAUAAGAAUAUUCAAGAAGAAUUAAAGAAGACAAAUUCAGAAAGUGAUAAACUUAGCAAAGAAUGCAAACAAUUCCAGAAAAACAUAACAUUAUUGGAACAGAAGGUUAAAAAAUUGGAGACAGAAAGAGAAACGAAUUCCAAGUCAAAAACUGAUACUGAGGAAUCCAAUACAAAAUUGACUGAACAAGUUAAAGAAAAACAAAGUGAAUUGAAUAAUUUAGAAAAAGAUUUUGAAGUAUAUAAAAUGAAUUCUGACGAGGAGAUAAAAAAAUUGAAGCAGGAAUUCGAAAGUCAGAUGAAAAAGGAAAAAGAUUUUUAUGAAAGAGAGUUGAAACAACAUGAAAAACAGGAUUCGAAAACAAAAUCAGCUGCAGAAGAAACCAAUGCAAAACUAACAGAAGAACUGGAGAAUAAGCAGGACCAAUUUCAUAAAUUAGAAAAGGAGUUCGAAAAUUUUAAAAAGAAAUCUGGACAAGAGAUGGAAGCAAUGAAAAAGAAAUUACAAAAUGAGAUUUCGAGUGAUAAAGCUACACACAAGAAAGAAUUGAAACAAUUGGAAACUAAGUUAACAAAAGCGAUUGAAAGUAAAGACAAAGAACUGACACAAUUCCGUGAAAAUAGAGAUAGAAUUGUUGCUGCUCUCGAAGUUCAGAUUAAAAAUGACAAAUCAACAAAUGAGUUAUUAAAGGCUAAUCUCGAUGAACAGAUGGCGGAAGUUGUCCAACUGAAAAGUCAAAAUGCUGCGGUGUUGGCCCAAAGUACAGAUUUGAAGAAACAACUGGAAAAAAAAUCAGCUAACUCACGAAAACAGUCAUUGAACAAGAGUGCAUCAACAUCUGCGGUUGUUAAUACCGAUAGUAUUGUUGCCGUCAAAAGAGAACCUAUGUCUCCACAGCAUCAGGAACAAGUUGUUUCUGCAAUGAAACGUCGUGCUGACACACUGUCACCUGUGAAAGGCAGCAGUGGUGGAGAAUCACAUUCUGGGGCAUCAGAAGCCGAAGUCACAGUUCCAACUCGCACCUCAGCAGGGAGCAGAAAGAAUAGUAGUACAAGAGGAAGAAAAAGAGGAGGCAGUAAUGUGGGAACUCGAGCAAGUUCAAGAAAAACCAAACGAGUUACUGGAAGGCCUGCUACACCAUUACCUGAGGCUGUACCAGCGGAGGAUGAUGACGAUGAUGAUAAUGAUGAUGAUUGGGCAGCCUCAUCUUCAAAGAAAAAACGUCAAACAACCAGAAAAACCAAUAUAAAGGCAGAAGCGGUGGAAGAACAAGGUGUACUGGAUGAUUCUGAAUUGAUGAGAGAAACUGGUAAUUCUCGUAAUUUUCCCCAACCCACUAUGGAACUAGAUGUCACUCCACAAGUUAAAAAAACGAAGAAAGCAAGAAAGCGAGGAGGAACAAAAAAGGAUGACCAAGAGCAUGAUUCACCUGCAACACGAGAAGAAUCUCCAUUCUCGAAACGAUUCAAAUUUUUUGAGAAAUUUAUCAGUAAUGAUGAGGAUGCAGGACCAGGAACAUUAAAGACAGGAAGGUCGCUGCGAGCAAAAACUCGUGGUACAAAUAAUGCUAAUAAUUCAAAUAAUUCUAAAACAUCGGAUGAAGACACAGCAUCAGUUUUAUCUCUUACGGCAUCUAAAAAUUUAACCAAAGUUGGAGAUAUGCUGAAAAAUUCACCAGUGGCUCAAGCUUUGAAAGCUGCUAAAGAUGCAAUUGGUCCUGCCACCAAGUCACCUAAGAAAGCUAAAAAACAACCAGAAGAACAGCAAAAGAAAUCUAGAAGAAUGGUUAAACUUCAUCCUGAAGAUAUUUCUCUCCCUCUUGAAGCUACACCUUCGCCUGAACAUAUUCGAGAUAUGGCCACAUCUCACGGAGUCGGAGAAACUCCGGCAAGAAUGAUGCGAAGACUUCGGAACAGAAGAUGAAGAAGAUGUAUAUAUAUUUUUAGCAUUGGCUAUAUAUGGAACGCACAAGAAUGCACAAAUUUGAAGGAAAAUGUAUAUUUUGUACUUUAACAGUUUUGGCAAAAAACGAACAUGAAAUUUCGAAUCCUGAUCCAGUUAAUGUAAUAUGUCUUGUAAAGCUUAAUACACAGUGGAAGGAUUUUUGUUUAUGUAUGUGUUGUAUUGUAGUGGAGUAUUUCAUUGCAUUUUCAGUCUGUCUCAUUGGAGGCGAAAUAACUGGUUAACAGUGGUGAAACAUUUAAUAUUCAAAACUUUUGGCAAGCAAUGGUAUUUAGUAUUUUUAUACAGUCUGAAGUAUUUUUUAUAACCAAACUUACGAAUGCUGCUUACUUUCGAUGUAAAUUUGCGCUUCCAUUUCCUGCCUAUGAUUUUCAUUAACUGCUAAGACAACAAUAUUUCAUAGAAUGUGUGGUCAGUGGGUUAAAUAAUAUUUUGAUAGUGCAAUGCUACUGAUUCUAAUUCACAGAGGACUAGGAGUAAUAUUGAGUUGCUAUUUGUGUUUAUUUAUUAUUUGUAUAUAAGUCAUAAGUGUUGACUGCCAGAGUUAUCUUUACCCAUGAUUUAGGGUUAGGAUAUUCCUAUCCUCUCUACAUGAACUGCUAGGGAACCAUAGUUUGAACAUAUCUACUUGUGGUUUGUGAGACGCUGAUUAAUUCUAUUUUCUUUAUUGGUUUGUGUAUGUCACAGAAUUGCUAAAUUUGAUAUUUCCAGACAAUAAAUAUCGAUGUUCAAUCAUA
Molecule: messenger RNA, 6763 nt
Organism: Styela clava
Lineage: Eukaryota; Metazoa; Chordata; Ascidiacea; Stolidobranchia; Styelidae
Biological process (GO): mitotic spindle assembly; spindle elongation; microtubule-based movement
Cellular component (GO): spindle microtubule; mitotic spindle; nucleus
Molecular function (GO): microtubule binding; ATP binding; plus-end-directed microtubule motor activity
Source: RefSeq, a predicted model, not a curated record